AUGCAGAAGUUGAAUUUGGUGCAGCUGCAGAUGUGCCAGCAGGAUAUCCUAAAAGCAGAUAUUGCUGUCAAAAAUCAUAUUGAAAGUAUCAGACAGCAAACAUUCACAUCGUCAAAACAGCUAUCCGAAUGUACUCGUGAAAUCAAAGAUGAAUUGGCGAAACUUGCGCAUUUAGUCGAUGCACUGGAGAAAUUCGCUAAUAAGGUGAAUUUUCGAAACGAUCGCACUGAGUUACUGGCUCAGGUGAAGGAGCACAGGAAUGAGUUGGAAAGAAAUCGCCAAAUGCUUCGGCAAGCCAUCCUACAGAUCACCAAAACUAUGGAGGAGCAAUCACGCAGUUAUUUGCUACAGGGAGGUGAUGAUGCUCAGGAAAUUGAAUUUAGAAGCCGCAAAAAACGUGCCGAAAAUAUGGAAACUGAAGCUCUGAAGGCCACCGUAAGUCUUGCAUCGCUGGUUUCAAAGAUGAGUGAACAGUUAAAGCUGUCCGAAGACACCACUUCAACACUGAUUCAUUCCUCUUCAGUACUGAGAGAUACCGAAUCUGAAUUUACAUCGAUGGGCGCCCAUAUCCAGGUAUUCGUUUUCUACUGA
Molecule: messenger RNA, 591 nt
Organism: Gongylonema pulchrum
Lineage: Eukaryota; Metazoa; Nematoda; Chromadorea; Rhabditida; Gongylonematidae
Source: the annotation of a GenBank genome assembly